Molecule: messenger RNA, 1077 nt
Organism: Ordospora colligata OC4
Lineage: Eukaryota; Fungi; Microsporidia; Ordosporidae
Product: methionine aminopeptidase 2
Exons: 1
Coding region: 1-1077 (358 amino acids)
Biological process (GO): proteolysis
Molecular function (GO): metalloaminopeptidase activity
Source: RefSeq, a predicted model, not a curated record
AUGGGAUUUGUUUUACUGAAUCAAGUGGGGGAGCAGCCGAUUGAGUUUCUUCCGAAGAGCGGAAUAUACACAAAGGGAAAUCUUUAUGACUGCAAGAACGUGGAGAUAAGCAAUGAGAUUGAGUGUGAAGUACUGCAGGAUGCACGCAGAGCGGCUGAGGCCCAUAGAAGGGUUCGAUAUAAGCUUCAGCAGAGCCUUAGGCCAGGAAUGAAAUUUCUUGAGAUUGCAGAGUGUGUUGAGGAGUCAACUAGAAUUCUUUUGAAGGGUGAGAAGAACGAAGGGAUAGGAUUUCCUGUAGGAAUGUCUAUGAAUUCGUGUGCUGCACACUACACUGUGAAUCCUGGAGAAGCAGAUAUAUUCCUAGGUGAGAAUGAUGUGCUGAAGAUUGACUUUGGAACACACUCCAACGGAAGAAUCAUGGACUCUGCAUUUACAGUUGCAUUCAAUCAUGAGUAUGAGCCACUACUUAAAGCAGCAAAGGAGGGCACAGAGACCGGAAUCAGGUCUUUAGGAAUUGAUGUGAGAGUGUGUGACAUAGGUAGAGACAUUUGUGAAGUAAUGUCAAGUUAUGAAAUGAUCGUUGAUGGAAAGACAGUGCCAAUAAAGCCGAUUUCUGACUUGAAUGGACACUCAAUAUGCCAGUUCAAGAUCCAUGGAGGAAUAUCAAUCCCUGCAGUUAACAACAAGGACACAACAAGGAUUGUUGGAGACAUGUUCUAUGCAAUAGAGACAUUUUCAACAACAGGAAGAGGUACAAUAGAUGACAAACCACCAUGCUCCCACUACAUUUUGAAUGCCAAUAAGUCCAGGAAGUUAUACAACAAGGAUCUGAUAACGAUCUACGAGUUCGUCAAGAAAUCAUUUGGAACACUGCCAUUCAGUCCAAGGCACCUGGAGCAUUACAACCUGAUAACUGGCGAUGUACUUAAGAAUGUAAAUCUGCUGACAAUGAUGGGACUGCUGAUUCCAUAUCCACCACUGAAUGACAUCCAAGGCUGUAAGGUUGCUCAGUUUGAACACACCGUAUACCUGAGUGAAAUGGGAAAGGAGGUUCUCACUAGAGGAGACGACUACUAA